AUGAGUAUGUUACGAAAUCUUCUAUUUAAGCGUAGUAUUACCUGCGGCCCAUCAUUUAUAACAUCCCAAAUUCCCUGGCCGCGACUCAGCUGUUUUCGAUAUUUUCAUUCUUCGUUCGUUUCACGUACCAAUCUUAGUGAGUCUUUGAAAGAGUAUUUCAAGGGGAGACUUAACGAAAGCAUUGCAUCUGAAUAUGUGUUUAUGCGGAUGAAGGAAGAUGGACGCCCAAAUAAGCUUACGUGGUGUAGUCUCCAUCAAGCAAUUUCAAACGCUAGGGACAUGGGAGAUCAUGCAGUGCUAAAAGUUGCAGACCGUUCAGAAAAUGUAGAGCAUCCUAUUUGUGUUUAUGCUCCAAUUCAACUGUUGGAGAACAAGCAAAAUGAAAAAGCUGUACAGGAAGACAAAAUCCGUCGAUCAAAACAUAAGAGUAAAACUCGUUUACGAUACAUACUUUUGUCAUGGAGAAUUGAUAAUAACGAUUUGGAAAGAAAACUAAAAGGAGCCGAAAAAUUCCUUCAAUCUGGUAUUGCGGUAGAAAUUCAUGUCGAAGGAAAGAAAAAUACUCCUCCAGCCUCUCCUGAACAAAAACAACAGAUUAUAGCUGCAAUCACUCGAUUAAGUCGUACUGCCAAGGAAUCAACGCCUCCUAGCAUUACCAAACACUCUGCUAUUUUUAAUUAUCAAGGUGUCGAAAACAACUAG
Schizosaccharomyces osmophilus is the source of this 702-nucleotide messenger RNA. RefSeq names its product mitochondrial translation initiation factor Mti3 (gene mti3). Gene Ontology annotation, biological process: mitochondrial translational initiation; ribosome disassembly. The transcript has a single exon. Bases 1 to 702 code for a protein of 233 amino acids. The record is from RefSeq and is a predicted model, not a curated record. Gene Ontology annotation, molecular function: ribosome binding; translation initiation factor activity. Gene Ontology annotation, cellular component: mitochondrion. NCBI's taxonomy places the organism in Eukaryota, Fungi, Ascomycota, Schizosaccharomycetes, Schizosaccharomycetales, Schizosaccharomycetaceae.